AUGCCGUACUCAACUCACUUCGUAUCACAGGUGGCAGGUGCCUUCAUCAUCUCGCUGGUGCUUGGAUUACCGGCUGCUCCCAACAUCAGCCCACCGCAAGGUGGAUGCAAAGCCAGCGUCUACACUCCGCAGAUCAUCCAGCCUUCCGUGGCCUUCUCGACUUCGCCGUCAACAACGGAAACAAUCCCGCCCUUCGGUUGGCAACACAGUCCACAUCACGUGCAGUUUGGCGCGAAGAGGGGCGUACCUGGAGUACUACAAAAGCACGGCCGCGACCACCGGCACUUUGGGCACGACACCGAGCUGAGAAUGCCGUACUCAACUCACUUCGUAUCACAGGUGGCAGGUGCCUUCAUCAUCUCGCUGGUGCUUGGAUUACCGGCUGCUCCCAACAUCAGCCCACCGCAAGGUGGAUGCAAAGCCAGCGUCUACACUCCGCAGAUCAUCCAGCCUUCCGUGGCCUUCUCGACUUCGCCGUCAACAACGGAAGCAAUCCCGCCCUUCGGUUGGCAACACAGUCCACAUCACGUGCAGUUUGGCGCGAAGAGGGGCGUACCUGGAGUACUACAAAAGCACGGCCGCGACCACCGGCACUUUGGGCACGACACCGAGCUGAGAAUGCCGUACUCAACUCACUUCGUAUCACAGGUGGCAGGUGCCUUCAUCAUCUCGCUGGUGCUUGGAUUACCGGCUGCUCCCAACAUCAGCCCACCGCAAGGUGGAUGCAAAGCCAGCGUCUACACUCCGCAGAUCAUCCAGCCUUCCGUGGCCUUCUCGACUUCGCCGUCAACAACGGAAGCAAUCCCGCCCUUCGGUUGGCAACACAGUCCACAUCACGUGCAGUUUGGCGCGAAGAGGGGCGUACCUGGAGUACUACAAAAGCACGGCCGCGACCACCGGCACUUUGGGCACGACACCGAGCUGAGAAUGCCGUACUCAACUCACUUCGUAUCACAGGUCUGUUACUCAUCUUCUUAUCAUGACAAUAAUGUGUUUGUCAUUGCGGUGUCGUGCCCUCGACAAGUGUAUGAGCGUGUCUGCCUUGUUCGGAAUAGUGUCGUGGGUUAUUUGAAGAAACUUUUAUUGUUGUGCGGUGACGUAGAAACAAAUCCGGGCCCUGUUUCUGAUUCCAGUGCAAAUACGGAUCUAAUCUUGCCUAUGCACACCAAACUGAACGCAGGACAACAAACGAUACUGAAUGAAAUUAAGUCCCUACAGCAAAGGCAGGAUCAGACAGACGAAGCGUUGGGUGCUCUUAAAGCUCAAAUACAAGAAAUUAAGCAGGAGUGUGCUGGCUUAAAAGAGGUCAAAGAAGAGGUUGUGAAGAUUUGUGCCCAGGGUCUGCAUUGCAUCCAGUUCCCAGCAGCCCUGGUUUUCUGCUAA
This is a messenger RNA of Ixodes scapularis (black-legged tick), 1383 nucleotides long. RefSeq lists its product as uncharacterized. The record is from RefSeq and is a predicted model, not a curated record. The transcript has 3 exons. Bases 1 to 1383 code for a protein of 460 amino acids. Lineage: Eukaryota; Metazoa; Arthropoda; Arachnida; Ixodida; Ixodidae.